GCGCCCUGUUCCCGCCUCUCCAGUUAAGGCCGCUGGUGUGAGCCCGGGCUCGGCGCGAGCGAGGGACGACGGAAGGGACGGGCAGGUGUGGACGCGGGGCCACGCAGCCCGACGGCGGGAGUCGCAGGUGCUGGGUGCAUGGGCCAGUGAGGACGCACGGAGAUCCCCUCGCCGCGCAGAGGAGCAGCAGCGCGGGAGCCAGGCGCUGCCCCACGACCCUGCGUCCGAGCGAGCGGAACCUCGCGCUUCGCCCGGGGACAGUCCGAAGUCCGCGCUAUGGAAGAGGAGAAAUAUUUGCCUGAGCUGAUGGCAGAGAAAGAUAGCCUGGAUCCAUCUUUUGUGCAUGCAUCGCGCCUUUUGGCAGAAGAAAUUGAAAAAUUUCAAGGUUCUGAUGGAAAAAAGGAAGACGAAGAAAAGAAGUAUCUUGAUGUCAUCAGCAACAAAAACAUAAAGCUCUCAGAAAGAGUACUGAUUCCUGUCAAGCAGUAUCCAAAGUUCAAUUUUGUGGGGAAAUUGCUUGGACCAAGAGGAAACUCCUUGAAGAGGCUACAGGAAGAAACAGGUGCUAAAAUGUCUAUCCUGGGCAAAGGAUCAAUGAGAGAUAAAGCCAAGGAAGAAGAACUAAGGAAGAGUGGGGAAGCCAAAUAUGCCCACUUGAGUGAUGAGCUUCAUGUAUUAAUUGAAGUGUUUGCUCCACCUGGGGAAGCUUAUUCACGUAUGAGUCAUGCAUUGGAAGAGAUUAAAAAAUUCCUGGUUCCUGACUACAAUGAUGAAAUUCGUCAGGAACAACUACGUGAAUUAUCUUACUUAAAUGGCUCAGAGGACUCUGGUCGUGGCCGAGGUAUUAGAGGCAGAGGGAUCAGAAUAGCUCCCACAGCUCCUUCAAGGGGCCGUGGGGGUGCCAUUCCUCCUCCCCCACCACCUGGACGAGGUGUUCUCACCCCUCGAGGAAGCACUGUAACCCGUGGAGCCCUUCCAGUGCCACCUGUAGCAAGAGGUGUCCCCACCCCUCGAGCCCGGGGGGCACCAACAGUGCCAGGAUACAGGGCGCCUCCUCCUCCAGCCCAUGAAGCUUAUGAAGAAUACGGUUAUGAUGAUGGCUACGGGGGUGAAUAUGAUGACCAGACCUAUGAAGCUUAUGAUAACAGCUAUGCGACCCAAACACAAAGUGUGCCUGAAUACUAUGACUACGGUCAUGGAGUAAGUGAGGAUGCCUAUGACAGCUACGCACCAGAAGAAUGGGCCACAACCCGCUCUAGCUUGAAGGCACCACCACCGAGGUCAGCAAGAGGGGGAUACAGGGAACACCCCUAUGGUAGAUAUUGAAGGUCCUUCCCACCUGUGACCUCACCUUAAAGACAAUUCAUAGCCUGUGGUCUCCACAUAAACAGCAACAAGACAAGUAAUAGUCCUUUUUUUUUGUUUGUUGUUUUCUAUUCUAGGGAUAACUGCUCAUGAUUACUCCCAUAUAUUUCUUGUAUUUCCCUCUAUACUGUUGGUGUGACAUUGACACUAGUAUUAUUUUACAAAACAGACUGAAAAAGACAUUGGCAAGCAUAGUCUAUAAACCUUUCAGUAGGAUGAUAUUCUCUUGGUUGUUUUUCAUUGUUGUGUGUAAUCUUUUUUUUUUUUUUUUUUUUUUUUUUUUUUUUUUUUGAGAAAAAGCAUGAACCUGUUAACAGAUUUUGAAUCUCAGCCAACUAGCAGAAACUUUGUUUAGGGUUGCUAAAAGACUGUAAUAUGAUUUUUGAACUAGCUGAUAAUAAAGUUGUAGAUAAGAUGUUUUAACCUGUCUUUUAAUAUCUGUUAGUUAGACAAAGAUGUUCGAUAUUAAGUUUGUAAAUUUAAUUUUAAAUGCUGUUUUAAUGGGGUUGAAAACAAGCAGCUACUGUAUGUAUGUAGCUAACUGAAUUUGUUCAGUGUUUUAACCUGUAUUUGUUAAAAAAAGAAAAAAAACACACACACAUAAAGUUCCAUGUGUAAGCUUCUCUAAAUAGGAAACCACAAUUUGUCAAAUAUGUUUGCCAUAAUUUGUCAAUAAAGCUGAAAACUUUUGUAAAAACUAAAUUUGGAAUUACUUGUUUUCUAGCUUUAAAUGCCUGCUUUAUUUCUUCUUCAAGAGAUGCCUAAACUGUUUUCUAUUUAAAAAUUACAAAAAUGAACCCAAGCCUGUUUUAAGAUAUUUGUGUAAUACUUAAAAAUGUAUUAAUAACUUAUGGUUGUUAAAUAAUUUAAAAGUUAACAAACUAAACUGUUACAUGAAUCAUGGUUAGUAAACACUAAUGUAUAACAUGUUAAUGGAAAAAAAUGGAUUUAGAAUAAUAAAUGGAUUUUAAACUAUCCUCUAAGCUUUAUCUUGCUAAACACAAAUUCUGAUUGACUUGUUUGCAUUAGCAUGUCUCUCGUGAGAAAGAGUAAUGGAGUAUAAAGAGGUAAGAUUACCACUUACCACUGUCUAAAUGCCUAGUUCUUCAACCUUUGAGUUUCCCCGCACAUUAAAUAUCCCAUCCAACAUGUAAGCAUUGCGUAGAUUCACUUUAUUGUUUUCACUCAAAGGAGUGCGUGGACUUCAUUUGCGUAGUUUAUAACAAUUUGUUUUGACAAACAAAUCAUCAGUGUCACUGGCCAGUUGUUGCUAUUCAACCUCAAAAACUUUAUUUGUAAUUUUCAGUGCUAAAUAUCACCGCCCUUGAAGGCAGUUUAGAGGGCUGAUAUUUCUUUUGAGACUAUCAGACUUGAUGGCUGAUGAUUAUUAAGGAAAUAUGUCGCAGGACUCAAAGGAUGACUAAACGUUAAACAGGUACCCACAAGGAAAGAACACAUAAUUGAAUAAUGGAUGUGAUUUGCUAAGAAGGAUGGAGGUGAAGAUGUAUGAUACAAAAAUGAAAAGCUGGAAUAAAUCCAAGACUGGCUGUUUGGAGGUUUCAUUUUUUAACAGCGGAGGUGAGUCCCUUCAUCCGUUUGUGAUUUCAUUUAUGAACUCUGCUUACAAGACAGGUAUAGAACACUUCAUUAUGGGCCCAAACAUAUAUGUUUAAAUGGAUAAAGCAGCUGUUACAUCAGAUGGAGGCAAAGUGGGGACAUUAAAUUAAUGUCAAACAAGGAGAAACUCUUUUAGUUUUAUUCUACAUUGUAGCAGCAUAGUGAUAAUGUGCUGAUUUUCAUAUGCACACAAUUUCUGUUAUGUCUUAUAUCACCAGAACAUGAGGUUAUGAAUUCCUGUAUUAUGAAGUAAAAAUAAAAGCAAUAAUAAACUAACAAGGAAAUAUAUUUUGUUCAGAGAAUGUGAUGAAUGUUCACACUGUUUUUCAUAAUAAGGAGGAUGGGGGACAAAAAGUUUCUGUGAAGAAAUGUCAUCCACCAUACAUGAUGGUUAUUGAGUCUUUGUCUAAAGUAUUACUGUAGUCAUCCUGCCAAGUUUCACCUUUUUUUAUUAGAGGAGAAGUUCAAUUUCAUGGGAUAGGGCCAAGAUAUAGGGACUUCCAAUAAAUCUUCAUAGAAUGAAAUGGGAUGGAAUGGAAUAGGGUAGAACAGAACCCAGUAGAAUAGGACUGCAAUUAUGUGUUCCUCCCUUUAAUUCUAAUUUGUUCUGAAACACAAGGAGAAAUAAAUGUAUGGCUGGAUGGUCAGCGAUAUAGAUGAUUUGGAAGAUAAGCUUCCAUUUUCUUCCUUAUAUAUUCCUGUAUUUUAAAACAGGGAGUGUAAAUUACAGUUAUGUUUGAUGAAUGAGAUAGGAAAUUGUGUAAGAUAUAUUUCAGAAAUUUUUUUCUUAAAAGAACUUAAGUAAUUUUUUUUAAUGAAGAUACAUUUCCCAGGACUUGAUAUUCAGAAAGACCUUAGGGAAGAGUUGAGAAUGGUUAUGGAUACUAUAGAAACACUGUGCCUCCUUCUAUUUUGUCUCAGAGCAGUUUGGAGGAAAACAGAAUCUUAUCUUUAUGACCAUCUUGAAUCUGAUCCAUACUUAACAUCUUUCCCAAUUCUUUUCAGAGUUCCAUGUAAAUUCUCCUGUACAAUGUAACACUGUCUUUGGAAUUCACUGUCAGUUACAAACUACACUGUAGAUAAAGUGACCAUACGUCCCGGUUUAUGCCUGUUGUUUUAGGGUCAUUAUCAUUAGCACUACCUUUUACUCUCAGAUGUGUCCCAGUAGGGAUGACAAAUUAUGGUAGCCUUAUCUAUAAAUAAUAAUAACAUGUCAAUAAUGAUAACCAAUAGCCCUACUGGAAGCUUGCUAUUUGUCAGAGACUUUGAGUGCUUUCAUGUAUAAUGAAUUCUUCAUAAUAACCCAAUGAGGCAAGUAUGUUAUUUCCCCCAUUUUACAGUAGAAGAAACAAGAGUUAGAGAGGUUAAAUAGCAUGGCCUGCUCACAUAAUGGGCCCAACCUUAAAUCAGACAGAGAUCUGACUUUAUAACAUCAUGUGCCAGAAGAUGGUUAUGCUAUCUUCUUAUUUGCUUGCUGAUAGAAUUAGCUUUGCUUUUUUUAAUAUACUCAAAGAUUAUCAAUAGUUUUCAUUUACUAUUCUUCCUAGAUUCUACAACUAUAUUUUUAUAAGGACUGUGGAUUUUAAGAUGCAAGAAAAGAGCACUGAAGUGAACUAAAAUUCAUCUGGUUUUUAGUUCAGGAUGUUAAUUUUACUAUAUUAAUAAAAAUAACUGUGAUUUGUUGAAUGACUAGUAUAUGCAAGAUUGGGACUUUCCCUUUGUUGUAUCACUGACUCCAAAAACAGCAGUGCAAGGCAGAACAUUUGAACCCCAUGAAUGUAUAUGAUUGCUUUAGCUAUUAGCCCUAAAUUGGUUCAUAGGUUACAAAUGAAGCUUGGGGGCAUUAAAUAGUUUCAGCAGGCCUCUCCAAGCUCUGACAUUCUUAUCCCUAGCUGCCUCUAGGAGUACUUGAUUAUCAGGAUAUAAGAUACAGAAUCUGGAUGCAAGGAAAAAUUCUUGGGGACAAAGCGACUUCCUCAGCACCUCAUGUUUAUAUUAACUGCUGUGCAAUGAGUGCUUAAUAAGGGUAUGCACUUUACAUAUUUUUGUAAACAUAUUUUCUUCUAUUUUCCUCCUUACCAUAGGUCAAAAAAGAAGAUAAUUUGGAUUUGAACCCAUGUAAGUUUAGCUCCACUAUGCUAGAGAGAUCAUCUAUCUCUGAAACUCUCUAUAGAUUACCAUCAUUUAGGAACUUUUCUGAAAAGCAGUAUUAAAGAUGAAUAAAUAAUAUUUACUGAUAAUCAAAUUUGUUCUACAACUGUAUAAAGACUAUAAAAACAGAUAUAAUAGUGUAUAGAGAUUGUUGAAAUUCCUUGUCAUAUUUUCAAAUAAAAAGUGUGGAAAUUUUUACUAGUGCAGAGUAAGUUCUGUAUGCUGCAAAGAACAAGGUAAAUGUAAAUCUGUGCCUAUACUCAAAAGAUGAUUACAAUUCACUUGGGAAUACAAGAAUAUAAAUCCACAAAUGUGGAUUGUGUACUAUUAUAAAAUGCCAAAUUGUAUAGUGUUAUUUGAACAGUGGUUCUUAACCACAUAUGCAUAUCAGCAUCAUGCAUGAUGUGUUUUAAAACUACAGAUGUCAGGACCCUACUGCAUUGACUAAGUAAGUUUUUGAGGUUAGAACCUGGAAAUAUGUGUUUUUAAAAUUCCAUGGAUGAUUUUGAGGUGUACUAUGGAUAACAACCACUGGAUUAAAAUAUAUGUGUAACAUAUUAAUAUGUUAAUUAUGCAGAUUUUAAAAGUUGAUUUUGGCUGGGAUAUAAAAAGAUGGCUUUGUAGAAGAGACAGGAUUUGAAUGGAAGGUCAGAUGUGGACAGAAGCACCAGUCAAGCCAGGGUUCUUUUGCUUUUUGGUUGUUGUUGUGGAAACGAUGUCAGAUGUUCAUAUUUUCCCAGUGGAAUUUUACAAUACUUUUGGAAACAGUUUCGUAGGGUGAAAAUAAGAAGAAAGAAUGAAAACAAAACACAGAUGGGAAAAAAGUACGAUUUUCUUCAUCUCAACUCACCUCACCACUACAGAUCCAAGCCUGACACAGAGCCUAACAGAAAGAGAAAAUAUUGGAAACAAGAGACCAAUACAGAAGUUAUUUAAGUAAUCCACAGGAAAAUGGAGGUGCAUCUCUGACAAUGGAGGGAAGAGCUUAAUGGUGAUUGAAAACUGAGAAGGCAGAGCACUUCUUUGGAGAUCCUCAAAUGACAACUGAAUUAUCAAAGUCAUCAAAGAAAGUGUAUGUUGAACAUAAUGGAGCUUUAUUGUUGAUACCUGAUGCUAGAGCUGACUGAGAGAUGUACUCAGAUUCUCUGGGACUCCAUAAAGUGGAAAGUUGUAACUGAUGAAUUAGAACGUUUGGAUGAAAUGACCAUUCCUACGGAAAAGCCACUGGAGACAAACUCAGAAUCCAGACUCACAUUCAGACGAUUUGUGUUUUCCCCAUAACCACCCUCCUAGAUUCAGAUACUUUCCUCCAAAUACAAUCCUGUUCACCAUGGAAGACAUUAAAACCUUCAGGGGUUGCUGCUGGGGGCCUUCACCAAAAUGCAGCCAUUCGCGUUUACUUUUGCUCUACCUGCAAAAAAUGUUCAUGGGCUCACUCCCAAAGUCAACUUUGAUCCAAUGAUAGCCUUCAGUUACCAAACCUUAUCACACAUCUGUAAAACUGGAUAAUAAAGAAGGGUUUAAAAUA
This is a messenger RNA of Cercocebus atys (sooty mangabey), 6661 nucleotides long. It is a transcript of the gene KHDRBS2, whose product is annotated as KH domain containing, RNA binding, signal transduction associated 2. Gene Ontology annotation, cellular component: nucleus. The coding region runs from base 277 to 1326 and encodes 349 amino acids. Lineage: Eukaryota; Metazoa; Chordata; Mammalia; Primates; Cercopithecidae. Gene Ontology annotation, biological process: regulation of alternative mRNA splicing, via spliceosome. The transcript is spliced from 18 exons. The record is from RefSeq and is a predicted model, not a curated record. Gene Ontology annotation, molecular function: poly(A) binding; mRNA binding.